Talaromyces proteolyticus is the source of this 2766-nucleotide messenger RNA. RefSeq names its product putative mRNA splicing factor RNA helicase. Gene Ontology annotation, cellular component: spliceosomal complex; intracellular anatomical structure. The record is from RefSeq and is a predicted model, not a curated record. The coding region runs from base 1 to 2766 and encodes 921 amino acids. Gene Ontology annotation, biological process: mRNA splicing, via spliceosome. Gene Ontology annotation, molecular function: RNA binding; ATP binding. Lineage: Eukaryota; Fungi; Ascomycota; Eurotiomycetes; Eurotiales; Trichocomaceae. The transcript is spliced from 3 exons.
AUGGCUCGCGACGAUGCCCCUCCCCCCGCCAAGAGGCAAAAAAGCUCCCUGCCUGGUCCCCUCCGCGAUGCAAAGCGACAGGAAGUAGACAACUGGGAGACGAACCGAAUGCUGACUUCUGGAGUCGCACAACGACGAGAAUACACCGGCGACUUUUCCCCCGAUGACGAUGAAGGAACGCGAGUGCAUCUUCUCGUCCACGACCUGCGGCCGCCAUUCCUCGACGGACGGACGAUAUUCACAAAACAGCUAGAGCCGAUUUCCGCGGUGCGCGAUCCGCAGAGUGAUAUGGCUGUGUUCAGUCGUAAAGGGAGCAGGGUUGUGCGCGAACGACGGCAGCAGCGUGAACGACAGAAACAAGCACAGGAGGCUACGAAUAUGGCCGGAACGGCAUUGGGUAAUCUUAUCGGGAUAAGGGAGGAUGAGGGUGAUAGUGCUGUGGCAGCGCCGAUUGAGGAUGUGUACAAAGGCGGCAAUAAGUUUGCGCAGCAUCUGAAAAGGAAUAAAGGCGGGGCAAGCUCGUUCAGUAAAAGCAAAACAUUGCGUGAGCAAAGAGAGUAUCUCCCGGCUUUCGCGGUAAGAGAGGAUUUGCUUCGAGUGAUUCGAGAUAAUCAGGUGGUUGUUGUUGUGGGUGAGACUGGUUCGGGGAAAACCACCCAGUUGACGCAGUUUCUAUAUGAGGAUGGAUAUGGGAAAUAUGGAAUGAUUGGCUGUACACAGCCUCGUCGAGUUGCAGCCAUGAGUGUGGCAAAGCGUGUUAGUGAGGAAAUGGAUGUUGAUUUGGGGGAUUUGGUGGGAUAUGCGAUUCGAUUCGAAGAUUGUACUAGUGAUAAGACUGUCAUUAAGUAUAUGACUGAUGGUGUCCUUCUAAGAGAGUCUCUGGUUCAGCCAGAUCUCGACAAGUAUUCUUGCAUCAUCAUGGACGAAGCCCAUGAGCGAGCUCUGAAUACAGAUGUUCUCAUGGGCUUGAUCAAAAAGGUAUUGACCAGGCGAAGAGAUUUGAAGUUGAUUGUAACAUCAGCUACCAUGAAUUCAGAACGGUUUUCUCGGUUUUUUGGCGGAGCUCCUGAAUUCGUCAUUCCCGGUCGAACAUUUCCGGUUGAUAUCCAGUUCUCACGCUCUCCGUGUGAAGAUUAUGUGGACAGUGCUGUCAAGCAGGUCUUAGCCAUCCACGUAUCACAAGGCCCGGGUGAUAUAUUAGUGUUUAUGACCGGACAAGAAGAUAUCGAAGCAACUUGCGAACUCGUGGAGCAACGGCUGAAAAUGCUGAAUGACCCGCCCAAGUUAAGUAUCCUUCCAAUCUACAGUCAAAUGCCAGCCGAGCAGCAAGCAAAGAUUUUCGAACACGCACCAGCUGGAGUACGAAAAGUCAUUGUGGCAACCAACAUUGCCGAGACAAGUUUAACUGUGGACGGAAUCAUGUACGUGGUGGACUCUGGGUUCUCGAAAUUGAAAGUGUACAAUCCCCGUAUGGGUAUGGAUACACUCCAAAUCACACCUAUCUCUCAGGCAAACGCUGGUCAACGUGCAGGGCGAGCAGGAAGGACAGGACCGGGAAAAGCGUUCAGGCUCUACACUGAGCAAGCGUUCAAAAACGAAUUUUACAUUCAGACCAUACCCGAGAUCCAGCGAACCAGCCUGGCUAAUACCGUCCUCUUACUGAAAUCCCUUGGAGUCAAAGACCUUCUCGACUUUGAUUUCAUGGACCCCCCACCGCAAGAAACCAUCACCACCUCUCUAUUCGAAUUAUGGUCUCUCGGUGCUCUAGACAACCUAGGCGAACUAACGUCCCUAGGUCGUCGUAUGACGCCAUUCCCCAUGGACCCUUCACUCGCAAAACUCCUCAUCACUGCAUGCGACGAGUAUGCCUGCAGCGAGGAAGUAUUAACAAUCGUAUCCAUGCUCUCCGUCCCCAACGUCUUCUUCCGCCCGAAAGAACGACAAGAAGAAUCCGACGCCGCUCGCGAGAAAUUUUUCGUGCCCGAAUCAGACCAUCUAACACUCCUGCACGUCUACUCCCAGUGGAAAUCCAACGGCUACUCCGACGCCUGGUGCACGCGCCACUUCUUACACUCCAAAUCCCUUCGCCGCGCCAAAGAAAUCCGCGAGCAGCUCUACGACAUCAUGACCGUACAAAAGAUGAACCUCGUUAGCUGCGGUACCGACUGGGACGUGAUCCGCAAAUGCAUUUGCUCGGGAUACUACCAUCAAGCAGCAAAAGUCAAAGGAAUCGGCGAGUUUAUCAAUCUUCGCACCAGCGUUACCGUGCAGCUGCAUCCGACCAGUGCCCUCUAUGGACUUGGCUAUGUGCCUGAUUAUGUAGUCUACCAUGAACUCAUCUUGACAAGCAAAGAGUACAUGUCUACCGUGACCGCAGUCGACCCACACUGGCUCGCCGAACUCGGUGGCGUCUUCUACUCGGUCAAAGAAAAAGGCUACUCUCACCGCGAAAAACGCAUUACAGAGCACGAAUUCAACCGACGCAUGGAAAUCGAGACACAAAUGGCCGCAGACCGCGAACGCGCGGCAGCAGAGAAAGAGCGCGAAAAGGAGCGCAUUGAUCCCGCGCGUCGGAAGAUGGAAAUUGAAGUCGGUAGUGGGUUGGGGAAGCCAGCGCGUUCGGUGGUUAAGAAGCCCGUUAUUGUUGGGAAUAGGCGAGGUGCAGGGGGGUUGACGGCGUCGUCGUCUGCCAGUUCUGUAAAUGGGGGGUCGAGUGUGGUGAAGAAACCGGCGCCAGUGAGGAGGCCUGGUGGGAGGGCUUUUUGA